Messenger RNA from Metarhizium brunneum ARSEF 3297, 1002 nucleotides. RefSeq names its product Palmitoyl-protein thioesterase 1 (gene PPT1). The record is from RefSeq and is a predicted model, not a curated record. Gene Ontology annotation, cellular component: lysosome. NCBI's taxonomy places the organism in Eukaryota, Fungi, Ascomycota, Sordariomycetes, Hypocreales, Clavicipitaceae. Gene Ontology annotation, molecular function: palmitoyl hydrolase activity; thiolester hydrolase activity.
AUGCGUACAUCAUCUCUCCUCGCAACAACCGCCGUCCUGGGCUGCUCUCUGGCCGCAACAACACGACGCCCCAAGGCCAACUCCAAGAGCGCCCAGCCCUCGUACGACGAUAGCGACAACCCGCUCCCCCUCGUCAUUUGGCACGGCCUAGGCGACGACGCCGACAGCGAAGGCCUUGCCGAAAUCGCCAAGCUCGCCGAUGACAUCGCCCCCGGCAUCUUCGUCCACAUCAUCAACCCUACGCCGGACGGGUCCGACGACCGCACAUCCACCUUCAUCGGCAACGUCACUCACCAAGUGCAAAUAGUAUGCGACCAGCUGGCCAAGAACCGCGUCCUCUCCACCGCGCCGGCCAUCGACGCCAUUGGCUUCUCCCAGGGCGGCCAGUUCCUCCGCGGAUACGUUGAGCGGUGCAACUUCCCCCGCGUCCGCAACCUCAUCACCUUUGGCAGCCAGCACAACGGCAUCACCGAGUUCAAGCAGUGCGGGGCCCUGGACUACAUCUGCAAGGCGGCCAUGGCGCUCCUGCGCUUCAACGUCUGGAGCACCUUUGUGCAGAACCGCCUUGUGCCCGCGCAGUACUACCGCCCCGUGGAGGACAGCGACUACGCCUUGUACCUGGACGGGUCGAAUUACCUUGCGGAUAUCAAUAAUGAGCGGGACAAGAAGAAUGAGACGUACAAGGAGAAUCUCGUCCGCCUGGACAAUUUCGUCAUGUACCUGUUUGAGAACGACACUGUUGCCAUUCCCAAGGAGACGUCGUGGUUCGGAGAGGUCCAGGUCAAUGGGCGGCAUACGCCGUUGGAGGAGCGCAAGAUGUACAAGGAGGACUGGUUGGGUUUGAAGACCCUGGAUAGAAAGGGCGCGCUGAGCUUCAGGACCAUCAAGGGUGAUCAUAUGCAUAUUCCGGAGCACGUGUUCAAGGACGUCAUGACUGAAUUCUUGGGGCCAUUCAACAAGACGGCCGUUUCUGUGGACGGCUUUGAAUCCGAGGAACUUUGA